Molecule: messenger RNA, 630 nt
Organism: Sparassis crispa
Lineage: Eukaryota; Fungi; Basidiomycota; Agaricomycetes; Polyporales; Sparassidaceae
Exons: 3
Coding region: 1-630 (209 amino acids)
Source: RefSeq, a predicted model, not a curated record
AUGUCGAACCGUGAAGAAUUCCUAACCUCGACCGACGGCACGAAGCUCUGGGCAGAAUCGGCCGGCGACCCUUCCAAACCGGCGCUGGUCUUCAUCCACGGCCUGGCAUGCACUGCCUUGGGAUUCGAGAGGCAGUUCACCGAUCCGAAACUGCUCGAGAACUUGCAUCUGGUGCGGUACGAGAUGCGGGGACACGGGCGGAGCGAUAUGCCAGAAUUCCCGGAGGCGUAUGGUUCCAUCCACCAUGCAGAGGAUUUUCGCACCGUGUGUGAGGCGUUUGGGCUGCACAGACCAUUCGUGCUGGGAUGGAGCCUUGGUGGCUGUAUCCCCGUGGACAUCGUCGCCGCGUACGGCGCGGACUUCAUCUCCGGCGUAGUCUACGUCGGCGGACCCGUCCUAUCCUUCAGGCUGAACGAAGAGUGCUGGCAUCCGCUCUUCCACGCCAUGAUCCCCCUGAUUUGCUCUGAGGACUCAGAAGUUGUAGCCAAGAGCGCGUCCAUGUUCUUCGACUCGUGCGUCGCGGAUCCCAUCCCGUACCCUACGAAGCUGCUGUGGAUGGGCGGCUUUGGCUCGCAGCCGCCGAAGAUUAGGCACUAUUCGCUCGCGCGCGGGCAGGACGACACGCGGUAG